CUUGCAAGUGAAAACCCUACUGGCGAGAAGCUGAGAAAACCUAGCUCCACUGCUACCAGACAGCGUCGGAGCCCUUCUCUGUGUUGGGGCAACAAUGGAGACUGCCAGAACCGUGAAAGAUGUGUCGCCUCAUGAGUUUGUUAAAGCGUAUUCUGCACAUCUCAAACGAUCGGGCAAGAUGGAGCUUCCCCACUGGACUGAUAUUGUGAAGACCGCUACUUUCAAGGAGCUUGCUCCUUAUGACCCUGACUGGUACUAUGUAAGAGCUGCAUCCAUGGCAAGGAAGAUUUACUUGAGGCAGGGCAUUGGUGUAGGUGGCUUCCGGAAGAUCUAUGGUGGCCGUAAGAGGAAUGGUAGCCGUCCACCCCAUUUCUGCAAGAGCAGUGGUUCGAUUCCUCGCCAUAUCCUUCAGCAAUUGGAAAAUAUGAAUAUCAUCGAGAUUGACCCAAAGGGUGGGAGGAGAAUCACAUCCAGUGGCCAACGUGACCUUGACCAAGUUGCUGGGAGGAUAAUUGUUGUUGCUCCCUGAGUGCAAUUUGAAGUUUUUGUCUUUCGAGGUUCUCAUUUAGCUGUUUCAAGGGAUGUGGCUGUGGGAGAUAUUUUUAAGACAAUUUUAAUCCGUACCAUUUUAUUUGAGUUCUUGAAAGGUAAUACUUAGUUCUAGUUUGAAUUUAAUAUUAUUGUUUCUGGUCAGUGGAACCUCAUUACCUCUUUUUAUUAUUGAUCAAAGAAUUAAUGUAAGAACGCAACCGAGUUUUUGUGCUGUUUA
Macadamia integrifolia is the source of this 769-nucleotide messenger RNA. RefSeq names its product 40S ribosomal protein S19-1-like. Gene Ontology annotation, molecular function: structural constituent of ribosome; RNA binding. The transcript is spliced from 4 exons. The record is from RefSeq and is a predicted model, not a curated record. Gene Ontology annotation, biological process: ribosomal small subunit assembly; translation. Bases 95 to 529 code for a protein of 144 amino acids. Gene Ontology annotation, cellular component: cytosolic small ribosomal subunit; ribosome. NCBI's taxonomy places the organism in Eukaryota, Viridiplantae, Streptophyta, Magnoliopsida, Proteales, Proteaceae.